AUGCUGAGUCGUCUCAACAAUCAUAGGUUUUCAUUGGUUUUUUUCAAAUACAAGCCUUUUUUCAUUUUGCUCAGGGUAGGAAAAAAAAUAAAUUGGUUGAGAGAGUUGAUUUCAAAUUAAUGACAAAGGGGCUUUUUCGUUUCUUGAAAACUGCAAAAAGUUUUCUCGUUGUGUUUAUAAAACAGUUUAAGGGCAUCUUCAUUCAGCAAAGAAUUCUCAAAGUUGAAAAAGUUACACGGAUCUUGCAUAUUCGAUUCUAUCUGACUAAAACAACCAAUAAAUAUUGAUGAUUGAUGAUAUUUAAACAAAUGUUUGAAACAAAGAACGGCUUCUCGUCUUGAUAAUUUUUUUUGAAAGUUGCUUCUGCUCAACCAACAUAGGCGAAUCGAGAAAGGUAUCGCGAGACCCUCUGAGGUAUAUCGCAGGCUCUGAAGUCUCACGAUGGUACCUCGAGUCUACUUCUCAGGACUUUAAGCAAAAUAGGAAUGACUUGAAGAAGACUCUCAAGUAUCUCCGAGAGGGCUCAGAUAUAGCUAAAAGGUAUACCGGAGGUCUCCCGAUGGACACGUUAUGAAGUCUUCACGGUCCAUUUUUAGAGGUACCUUUGUGGACACAUUAUGGUACUCUCUCGAUUUGCCUGUGACUCCAUAGAUUUCCGAACAGGCUUCAGCAUGAUUUUUGACUUGAAAAUUUUCAAGAAACUGCCACCCCUCUUUUUUUUUAUUCAAAUGAAAAUUGGUUUUUGAGCUUGCGCGGAGUGUCAACGACAGCUCGAGCCUCUUUUGCCGGAAAAUAUGAUCCGGAUCUCACGGAUCCCGACACGCUCGCCUUGCACAAGCUCUACCGGCCCGAGAGGACGACGCCUUCCAAAAGAGGCAUCGAACUGCUCAAAACUCCGAGGCUCAACAAGGUUCCUUUUUCCUCCGUGUUGCCUAGAUUUUUUGUUGAAAUAUGAUUUUUGCAAUUUUGAGAUGUAAUUGAUGACUUUUUCAUCAAAAACACAGAAAUAAUCUUUGACACGGAAAUGAUGUUUCACAAUUGAGCUGUUUGAAUGUGAAAUUUAGAAUUUCCUAUGAACUGGCUCAAAAAUUCAUCGAAAGUCCACGUAAAGAUCCGCGAUGAUGGACCCAAGUUGUAAUUCCUAGACAUCAGUAAAAAUUUAAGUUAUUUUUUUUUUCACAAUUCAGAAAUAUUUGUUCCAAGCCAGGUUGAACGCGAAAACUCGUUUCUCCAAAUUUAGAAGUUGUGCAGAGGAAGACUAUUAGAAAUGUUCAUCUGAAUCUCAAAGUUUUUUUUUUUGGCAAAAGUUGGUAGAACUUUAAACGGUCAGCUACAAAGACCUCUCUAUUAGGGCGAUCUUUUUCUCUUCGCAGAUAUAAGAAAAAUGUCUACCCUCAUUCUUCCUAUUUAUUUGAAGGGAAUGGCGUUCUCUUUGAACGAACGUCAGUAUCUCGGGAUCCACGGUCUUUUGCCGCCAGCCUUCAUGACCGAGGAGCAACAGGCCUACAGGAUCAUGACCAAACUCCGCCAGCAGCCGGACAAUCUUGCUAAGUUUGUCUUGAUCUUGUAACUUAUCAAUGAAAUGUUUCUUUCCCCAGCGACCGAAUAUAGCUCCUCAAGGACUUUGAUCUCGUUCUGAUAAACUAAAAAUAACAUUAUUCCUACAUUCAAUGACAGUUUGCAAAACGGUAACAAGCAAUUAAGAAAUCAGCAGCUUAAGGAACAUUUCAAAGCUUGUUUUGUUCCAUCCCAUCAUACGAUAAAUUUGCUUUUAAGAAAUUUUCAAAAAGAUUGAGCUUUAUACAAAUUGAUUGGGAGCGGAAAUUGAUUCGUAUCUUUUCUCACUGUGCUGUAUGGUCAAAAAUUAGGCACAACACAACCUGCUGUUUUUUUUUUCGAAAAAAGUUGAUUACAGGUAUAUCCAACUGGACAGUCUUCAGGAUCGUAACGAGAAGCUUUUCUACCGCGUGCUCACGGACAAUGUCAAGGUUGCUCCUUUUCCCGUGUUUUUUUGCUUAUUCCCAAUGUUAGGAGCUUAUGCCAAUCGUCUAUACGCCAACUGUUGGUCAUGCUUGCCAGAAGUUUGGGUUCAUCUACAGAAAUCCAAAGUUUCACCUGUAUCUGAUCGUUGUUUUGAAUCAAACUUUCAGGGGACUGUACAUCACCAUCAACGACAACAGCAUCAGCAAAAUCCAUCAGAUUCUCGCCAAUUGGCACACGACGGACAUCAGAGUGGGUUCCAGAGUUGCAAAAAAGCAUUUUUGAAGAGUUUUUUGUUUUUUCAUGGAAGAAAACGUGCAAAGCUGAAAGGUUUCUUUGAUAUUUUCAUUUUCAGAUUGUGGCCCAUGCCCGGUCUUUUUUAAUAAUUUUUCGCAUUCCAUUCCCGGGCAAAAUGUCAAAAGGUGGCACCAGUUUCCUUUAAUUUCUCAAAAGUGAUCAAAAGUUUCUUACUCUUUUUUUUUCUUCUUCAAAAUACUUUUGAUGCUAGCAGAAAUUUCUUUUUUUCUUGUUGUUGAGGAAACUUUGUUUUGUUUAACUUUAGCACUUUAGAAUAAAGUCCUUUGCUAUGAUAAUUGCAAAGCUUAAAAACUUCCCGAAUAUGAUCUGAUUUCAAAAUGAGCUCUAUUAAGUACUUGAUAGGGCGUUCAGAAUUCCUUAAGCCUUCAGGCGAUCGUCGUGACUGAUGGCGAACGAAUCCUGGGACUCGGCGACUUGGGAACCUAUGGCAUCGGAAUUCCUGUUGGAAAAUUGGCCCUGUACGUGGCGUUGGCUGGUAUCCAACCGGAUUGGUGUCUUCCAGUCAUUCUCGACGUUGGAACCGACAACAAUGUAGGUGCAGUUAGAGGCGAAAUCAUGUUUUCACUGGGAUUUCUGUAGUUUUUUUAAUUGUAGAACCCGUCUUUUUCGUUUUACAAAUGGUUUAAAAUGAUUUCAGCUUUUCUUCUAACGGAGCUCAGUUCCAAAAAAAAAAACGGAAAAUUGAUAGUUUUGUAGUUAAUAUAGUUCUAGCAAUGGUGCUACAAGGAUUUCACCAUAACUGAUAUCUAAAAAAAUCGUUUUUUUGUUAAGUGUUUUUCUGAUUAAAAAGGCAUAAAAUCCAAAAAUAAGUUUGUCUGACAAAGAAAGUUAAAUUCCUUCACCUCUGCGCUUUGAGUAGCAUUUUAUCUCAUUUUCAGUUUUAGGAGCUUCUAAACGAUCCAUUUUACACGGGACUCCGUCGGAAGCGCGUCCGUGGCCAAGAGUACGACACACUUGUCGACAACUUUAUGAAAGCCGCCACAAAACGGUUUUUGUUUCUUUAUUGCGAUUUUGUGUAUGAGAUAAGACUCUCUUCAUACGAUUAUUGCGUUGAAAAAAAACUUUAUUAAACUUUCUUUUUUAAUCAGGGUAACAUCUUCUGGAUGAAUUCAAUAAAGAAACUUUUUGCACAAAGUAAUUGAAGUUGUUAGAAAGUUAAUUAUCUUCGAAAAUUCAAGAUCUCUCUCUCUUUUUGCAGAUUCGGACAAGACACCCUGAUCCAGUUCGAAGAUUUCGGCAACUCGAACGCCUACCGAUUGUUGGAUCGCUACAAGGGCAAGUACUGUAUGUUCAACGACGACAUCCAAGGUGCCGGAUAACGACUGCAAUUAUUUGAACGUCGUCUUUCAGGAACGGCAGCCGUAGUGGUGGCUGGGCUGCUGGCCAGCACGAGAAUCACCAAAAAGAAGUUGUCGCAGGAUAAAAUUGUCUUUUUCGGAGCUGGCGGUGUUCGUUUUUUAUUAUUAAAGUCCAGUAGUUUCCUCCGUUACAGAAAAUAAACCCUUGGUUGAGAGAAAAUAUUAAAGUCCGUUGAAAAGUCCUAUUGACAACAGAAGAUAAGGAAAAAAAGUGUUCAGGCGGCUACUGGCGUUGCUGAGAUGUGCGUUCGGCAAAUGGUCGACGAAGGUCUUAGCGAGAAAGUUGGUGUUUUUUUUUUUUGAAAUUAUGUGAUAGUGACUUCACUUCUCAAUUUUUCAUAACUAUGAUUUGAGUCCUGUUGUUUUUCUCCCCCUAUGAAGUAUUAAAAACCUCUUGCUAACGAGGGAAGACCCUUUUUAUGAAAAAUCUUCUUCAUUUCAUAAAGUUUUUCUGUUUGAAGGACGCUUGUGACCGUAUUUAUAUGGUGGACAUCGAUGGUUUGAUCACAAAAUCUCGCUCCGCCACCUUGGGAGAAAGACACGUCAAAUUUGCGAAGGUUGUUCGAAAAAAUGUAUUCAACAAAUUGACUUUAUUUACUUUUUUCGUUCAAACCCCAUCGCUUUUCGUUUUCCAUGGUUCAUACAGUUUUUCAGGACCUGCCGGACACGAAAAACCUUUUGGAGAUUGUCAAAACAGUUCGUCCAGGCGCUCUGAUUGGUUUUCAUCCAUUUCUUGAAAGUCCCAUCAAAUUCCUUCGAUUCAAGGCGCGUCGACGGUGGCUGGCGCGUUCACCGAAGAGAUCCUGAAGGAGAUGUCACUGAUCAAUCCGCGGCCUAUCAUCUUCGCCCUGUCGAACCCGACGAGCAAAGCCGAAUGCACUGCAGAAGCCGCGUAUCGCGCCACCAAUGUAUGCAUUCAAACUCUGAAAUCGUUCGCAGAAAGUAGGCAGAGCUCCAAAAAAGAAAAGACAUUUGAAUGACUUCCUGUCUCCGAAACUGAUGGCGUAAUAUUUACCCGCCCACCGUUUGCCUCGAAAUGCGUGACAUCAGCAAAUAGAUGUUCAACCGGGGGCUUCAAAGGUCGCUAGUUAGAAGAAAUCAAAGACAUGAUGUGGCUUGCAAAAAGUGUAUAUGCAGGGCACGGCUCUGUUCGCCUCCGGCUCUCCUUUCGACGACGUCGAGAUGGACGGCCGUACCUUCAAGCCUGGCCAAGGCAACAACGCCUACAUCUUCCCGGGCGUCGCCCUCGGAGCCGUCCUUUUCCGCGUCAAACACAUUCCAGACAAGCUUUUCCUUCUCGCCGCCCGAGUCCGUCUCUACUAUUUUGUGAGCAUAAAGUAUGUGCUUCCAGAUGGUCGCCGAGAACGUUUCUGAGAAGUCGCUUUAUACUUUCUCCCGAGUUUAUCCUCGCUUGAAGGACAUUCGGGAACUUUCUGUCAAGAUCGCCAUCGAGGUUUGUCUUUUUCGUAUUCGACAUUGUUGAAUCGGAUGGAUUGGCCAGACACUCAAUUGAUUAAAUUCCCAUUGAAAUUUUUGACUGAAUUAUUAAUCGGUCUCAUAGAUUUUUGGAAGAGAAUUAAAUUUACAAAACUUCAUCAAAUCAAAAAUAAUGCCAUUGAUCGUUAUCUCUCUUUUACAGGUCGGCCAUUAUUGCUACGAUCACAAUUUGUCAACGUUGCACCCGAAACCGGAAGACAUGGUCCGUUGAUCUUUCGUUUUUUGGUUCUUUAUUUCCAAUUUCAUCAUUCCUAGAACGUUUCUUAACGCCAAUUUUCUUAUUUUUCCUCUGCCAGUUUUUUCUAACUAAAAUUGUUGAAAAUGUUUUUUGUUGCGCUUUAGUGAUCCGGAAAGAAUUAUUCAAGAGUCCCUCUAAAAAUGGUCUCUUGAAGUUAGUUUGCGAGAGAUCAGCGGCGACCUGAAGAGACGCAGAUUUCUUCUUCUCGGUGCAAUUUUCCCCUUCUUAUCGCCUUUUCUUUGCAGGAAAUGUUUGUCCGACAGCAGCUCUACUCGGUCGAGUACGACGAACUGAUCAACAAGACUUACGAAUGGCCGGCCAAGGACUCGAAACACGGCUUCCCCGUCCCCGUCCUUCGACGGACCUCCAUGGACGACGAAUAAUCUCAUUCUCUUUCUUUUUUUUUCGCCCAGUUCUUCGUUUUCUUGUGCAAUACGCCUCCAAGUACUGGAAAAUGGAACUAAUUAUAGCGUUCUAUGCAAAUCGAUUUAUCCUCUUUUUCUAGUCUCUUCGGAUUUCCUCUUUAUAGAUUUUAUUAAAAAUUGUGUACGUGUAAUUUUCCUUUCUCUCCUAUAGCGAAACCUCACCCCUUGUAUACAACUACAGUGAUGUUACACAGUGAUGCUUAGUAAAAAUUUCUAUGGUUUACCGCGAAUCUUGGAAACUUAUGGAAAACUUUUCCUUGUUUUACUUCUAUUUGUUUGAUAAUAUUCUGACACUCUCCGUUCAGAACGUCGAACUGCAUGCUGCGGUAGUUUUGGCGAUGCUAAUGGAGAAAAAUUCAGUGACGGUGGAAGUGCCGAUAAAUAUUGCGCUCAUCAAGUAUUGGGGAAAAAGAGACGAGGUACAUUCUUGGAACGGAACUUUCAGAUUUGUGGUUGAGAAAAUCGGGGGAUAACUGGUUCGAAACUUUUUCUCGUGGUUUUGAAGCCCCAGGACUUUUCUCUUGCUUUGCGUUUUUUUUAUAACGUAACCCUAUUAUUCUUUCUACUGAUAAUGCUUGAAGAUACAAAAAAUAUAAAAACUGCCUGAGAAAGCGUGCUUCUGAAAAGAAAGCAAGCAAAAUCUGAACGAGCACUACAAUGAACUCCAUUCCAGGAGUUGAUUUUGCCCUUGAACGACUCGGUGUCGUUGACUGUCGAUGCUCUGUUUGCAAGAACUACUGUUACUGUCCUCAAAGGAGCUUCGGAGCACGAAGUCUCUGUCAACGGCAAACUACAAGACCUGACUAAAAGUUCACGAUAUUCCCGUCUUUUUGCGGUAAAUCUCACCUCGCUUGAUUUGUAUACGGUUAUUAGGAAGCCCUGCGGCAGAGACGGAAACGUGGCCAUAACGAAAGCGAGAGUAAUGGAUCCGUGGGAGUGCAUUUCAAAGUGAUUUCCGCCCUGUAAAUAUUGAAAUUCUCCUUUAUUCAGGUCACAUCCGAAACGAAUUUUCCAACUUGCGCAGGACUUGCGUCAUCUGCAGCUGGUUUCGGCGCCAUUGCGUUGGCCUUGCAGGAGCUUUUUUCGUUUGACGACGUCGAGGCGAAUCGAAUGGCUCGGCUGGGUAUGAUUUCCGCUCGGUUCGUAUUUGAGCCUAUGUUUUUAUCAAGAGAUUUUUCAAAAAUUAAUCCAAUUUCCAAGUUAAAAGUUUAAAAAAAUAUGGUCAAAAAGUCUGUGGAUGGAGAACUUUUUAUGAUCGGAAUAAAUAGAUUGAAAAAAAUUGAAAUGAGAGAACAGCAAAAUACAAAUUUAGCUGUAAUAAAAGAAAAAAACUCUACAAACUGAUAAUUUUGCGUAAAAUCAAGAUAACUGAGUUGAAAAGAAAGAAGGAAUCUUCAAACAAUUCUCAGCGAUUUUUUGUAAAGGAACCAUGUUUCAUUUUUUUCUUUUUUGGAACUUUGAACGAACUGAAAGAUUUUUCGACCUGUGGCAGGCUCUGGAAGCGCCUGCCGGAGUAUGCUGGGCGGUCUGGUUCGAUGGCACGCCGGGGAAUCUGACGAUGGACUGGACUCCUACGCCACGGUUGGUGCGAAGACAGUGCAAAAAAGCUGAACUUUAGUACACAAACGAUAAAUUUUGAGAGAAGAAAGAAUAAUUAAUUUCAGCGGAUGAGAAAAUGAGAUGGGAAGCCCUUGGCCAGAUGAGUGAAAAAUUUUCUAGAGAACUUUCAUUCAGCCUUCAGAGAAGAUUAUUCUCUGAAUCAGGAGAUGAUAGAAUAGUUGUUUUUGGUUUAUGAAACUGUCGUUGAUUACAGCGCGAGUUCAUCUCAUCUUUCUUUUAAUAGUAGUAGUCGAAGUCGAGAGUUACAUUGCUUCCCCAAGUAGGAACACGGCGUUAAGUUUGUCCAGGGCAGACGGGCGUUGGAAGAUAUCUCCGGGUGAUCAAUCAAAGUUGUUGUUUUAGCUUUUGAUGUAGUCGACUAAGGGGUGAACAAAAACUUAUUAAGCCAUAUCGAAUAACCGCCUUUGGCGGACUAGAACUGCAAACGUGUAGUUGAUCGAGUUGAAAGCAUUAUCUGAGGUCCAUCGCCUUGUUCUUCUGCGCGUGAAAACUUUACAGGGAAAAAAAGAGAAAAAGUGCGAGUGAAUUAACUCGACUGCGGUUCUUACGAAUAAGUGUAACAUGUAUUCCAGCAACUCUUCGACGAAUCCGAAUGGCCUUCCUUGCGAAGCAUCGUUUUCGUUUUCGACGACAUGGAGAAGAAGGUCGGCAGCACUUUGGGCAUGCGCAGAAGCGUCGAGACGAGCGCUUUGCUGCCGCAUCGAGCCCUCGUCGUCGUUCCGCAACGAGUCGAGAAGUUGUCCUUGUGGCCGACUCAUCCAGCAUUCUCAUGUUCAGACUUUCGAAGGCAUUUGAAGAAAGGGACUUCGAGACCCUCGCGACGGUCAUUAUGCAGGACAGCAAUCAGUUCCACGCCAUUUGCCUCGAUUCUCAUCCGCCUUUGAAGGUAUUUCACAGCAAAUACUCAUUUUCACUGAUAGAGUCUUUCCCGAUAAGUUUUUUUCAAAGAUACUAGUUUUGAUGCUCAUUCAUUCUAUCAUGUUUCCAGUACCUAUCGGAAUCGUCGUGGGACUUCAUGGUCAUGGUCCAAGAGUUCAACGAUUCUAUGGGCGCUGUCUUGGCGGCCUACACCUUUGACGCCGGUCCAAACGCUUGCGUCUUCUUGGAAAAGUAUGCUUCAGUUGGUUUACUUCUGAAAAACUUCCCUCAUGUGAGCUGAAUAGAGAAAGAAGUGUGAAUGAUCCACGUCUGUCAUGAAAAGUCACGAGAUUCUCUAUGAUAUUUGCCUCGUCUCCCUGUUUCCCAAGAAUCUUUUUGUUUUAUGGAAAGGCCAUGUCGACUCAUUUCUUUAUGAACGAAUCGAAAAGAAUGCAGAUUUGCUAUACGUGACGCACGUCAAUCUAUUACCGAAUUUUUUUUUGUUGAAAAAUGAUUUUUGAAAGUCUUUUCCAUAAAAAUGUCCGCGUUUUCCGAGAAAUAAUCUUUUUUUCAGAGUAGAAUUUUUCAAGCCUUCAAUUCCCUUUUUAUUCCAUUUUAUUCCAUUCCAAUUCAAUUCCAUUUUAUAUCGAUUAAGUUUUUAGUUCAGGUUUUUUUACUUGCAAACUUACAAAAAUUUUCACUCAAAAUUAUAUUUUUUUCUUUUUUUCGAUUUUAUUCAAAUUUUGUGGCAGUUUUAAAAAUCUCAAACAUCCCAUACUGUAGACAAAAACUUUUUUUCAAACCUUUUCUAAACAAAUUUUUCUUUUUGAGCCUUUUCAGAACUUUCGGAACUCCGGAAAUUAUUAAUCUUAUUUUUUUAUUUUAAAAAAAGUAAAAAAAUCCGACUAAUUGAACAUCAUAUGAAUUUGCUAGCGAACUGAAAAUAUACAAAAGUUUUUUUUUGAUCGUCAGAUUACGCGACUUCAGAACAAGCGUUGCGAAUUUCAUCAAAUUCGCUAACGAGAGGUUCUGCUUGCCACAGAAAGGCCUGGAUGAAGUGAGGGAGGACUACGAAAUUGACGAGGAUUUGCGUCAAAACUCCUCGGCAAAAUAUGCGGCUUCGUGUGUCGUCGUCAGCCAAGUCGGCGGGGGUCCGAGGCUCAUUUCUUCCGAUUGA
This is a messenger RNA of Caenorhabditis auriculariae, 9471 nucleotides long. The record is from the annotation of a GenBank genome assembly. Lineage: Eukaryota; Metazoa; Nematoda; Chromadorea; Rhabditida; Rhabditidae.